AGCGCACUGAGCGGCAGCAGCAGCAGCAGCAGCAACAACAACAGGAGUUUCUUCAGCACAAAGUUUCCUCCACACAAAGUUGUAAUGGGGAAAUAUAAGCCCUGGCUGAUGUGCUGCUUUAUCUUUUUGGGUUUAAUUUGCGCGGUUGCUCUUGUGUGUCUGUGCGUCGCCUCACUGGUGGACCGUGGAUGUUCCAGCGACACCUUCAAGCGUGCGGCUGUGGCUGCAGACUCGCAACUUUGCUCCGAUAUUGGCAGGAAUAUGCUCAAACAGGGGGGCUCAGCAGUAGAUGGCGCCAUUGCAGCUCUUCUGUGCACAUCUGUGGUCAAUCCUCAGAGCAUGGGGAUUGGAGGAGGGUCCAUAAUCACUAUCAGAAGUAAAACAGGCAAAGUGAAAGUCUACAACUUCAGAGAGACCGUCCCUCAGUCGUUCAAAGAGAACCUGUUAAAAGACUGUCCCACCACAGUCCCACCACUUACCACAGGCAGCCAGUGGAUCGGCGUUCCCGGAGAGCUGCGUGGCUACGAGGAGAUUCACAAACAUUAUGGCAAACUGCCCUGGGCCAAGUUGUUUGAGCCAACAAUUAAACUUGCCAGAGAGGGCUUUCCUCUGCCACUGUAUCUGGAAACACUCCUGAACUAUGAAAUUGUAAAGAGACGCGUGGAAGAUUCAUCCCUCUGUGAAGUUUUCUGCAACAAGAAUAAGAGAGUUCUGGGUAAAGGUGAUGUCCUAAAGAUGCCUAAGCUUGCAGAAACAAUGGAAACCAUUGCAGAGGAAGGGGCAGAUGCCUUCUACACUGGCAAGAUAGGACUUGACUUGAUCCAAGACAUAAAAGCUGCAGGCGGGACGAUAAAAAUGGAGGAUCUGAUGUCCUUCCGGGUGCGGGUGGAAGAUGCGUGGACGGUUCCUCUGGGAAAUAUUCAGAUGCACAUCCCUCCACCACCUGCUGGGGGAGCUUUACUUGCCUUCAUUCUCAAGCUGAUGAAAGGGCUCCCCUUGUCUCCAAAGUCCCUGAAUGGUGACCAGAAGAUUCAGAUGUACCAUCAUUACAUAGAGGCAGCUAAAUUUGCUAAUGGACAGCGGUCGAGCAUUCGGGAUCCUGACUUUACUAACAAGAAGAUUGCAGAUCAUUUGAUCGAUCCCUCCUUCAUUAAUAGCAUCAGGGAGAGGAUUUCAAAUAGAACCCAUGACAACGCCUACUACAACAUCAAGCCGUCUUCUGAUAACAUCGGGACAACACAUGUGUCUGUCCUGGAUGAAGACGGUCUGGCUGUUUCUGCCACCAGCACCAUAAACCAAUUAUUUGGAGGAGCCAUUUACUCUUCACGAACAGGCAUCAUCCUCAACAACGAGCUGACUGACUUUUGUGGGAGAGCAGACACAGUGAGGGCAGGUGAACAGCCUCCCUCCUCAAUGACUCCAGUCAUACUGGAGACACAGUCUGGAGGAAUUCUUGUGAUUGGUGGAUCGGGAGGAAGUAUGAUUACCUCAGCAGUGGCCUUGUCUAUCAUAAAUCACCUGUGGCUGGGCAUGAAUCUGAAAGAUGCCAUUGAUGCUCCUAUAGUGUUUGUUGAUUCCAAGAACAAUGUAAAUUUUGAGACUGGUUUUGACGAGACAGUGAAAGAUGGCCUCAAAGCUCUUGGACACAAAUUUGGAGGCUGGAAAUUUUUCUUAAACGUAGUAAAUGCUGUGGAAAAGGAGAAUGGCUGCAUUGUGGCCACAUCAGACAAGAGGAAGUUGGGAAUGUCAGCUGGAUACUGACCAUGUGGACACAUCACCUUCCUACUAAAAUAUACUGAACUGACUGAACCUGUGGCCUUAAGGACAAUGACUGUGCUGCAAUGCUGACAAUAAGAUGUGAGUGGCCUGGUAUUCAGGUUCUUUCUUGAUGGAACUAAUGAACAACAAAGUCAAUCAGGGAACUGCACCCAGAUUAAACAAUAGUUUCAGUUUAUUACAGUGUGGGGUCCUACUUUGAAAGUUUUGGCCAUCAUUUCUAUUAGUUUUAUAACAUUGUACUUAAACAAGAAAUUCCUGGGAUCUGGGAACACAGCAACUAAAAAGAAGUCAGACAGCAGUUUGUGAAAUAGUCACAAAACGCCAUCUUGAAAAUUUCCGGUG
Scomber scombrus (Atlantic mackerel) is the source of this 2121-nucleotide messenger RNA. It is a transcript of the gene ggt5b, whose product is annotated as gamma-glutamyltransferase 5b. Gene Ontology annotation, cellular component: plasma membrane. The transcript has 12 exons. Gene Ontology annotation, molecular function: leukotriene-C(4) hydrolase activity; glutathione gamma-glutamate hydrolase. NCBI's taxonomy places the organism in Eukaryota, Metazoa, Chordata, Actinopteri, Scombriformes, Scombridae. The record is from RefSeq and is a predicted model, not a curated record. The coding region runs from base 85 to 1761 and encodes 558 amino acids. Gene Ontology annotation, biological process: glutathione catabolic process; leukotriene D4 biosynthetic process; inflammatory response.